Zea mays is the source of this 1712-nucleotide messenger RNA. RefSeq names its product histidinol-phosphate aminotransferase. The coding region runs from base 14 to 1267 and encodes 417 amino acids. Gene Ontology annotation, biological process: L-histidine biosynthetic process. The transcript is spliced from 9 exons. The record is from RefSeq and is marked provisional. Gene Ontology annotation, molecular function: pyridoxal phosphate binding; L-histidinol-phosphate:2-oxoglutarate transaminase activity. Lineage: Eukaryota; Viridiplantae; Streptophyta; Magnoliopsida; Poales; Poaceae.
CGCCGCUUCGUUGAUGGAUUGGUCCACCCGGUUCCGCAUCCGAAACCCGUCGCCGGCCGCGUCCCACUUUGCCGGCCACAGGCGGAGUCAAGCGGAUAGGGUAUUUCUCCGGACCAUGGCGUCGGCGGCCCCGGUGGAGGAGCCGACGGCGGCGGCCGAGGCGAAGGGGCGGCUGACCGGUGACUCCUUCAUCCGGCGCCACCUCAGGACCCUCGCCCCGUAUCAGCCCAUCCUGCCCUUUGAGGUGUUAUCUGCUCGCCUUGGGCGUAGACCAGAGGACAUAAUCAAGUUGGAUGCAAAUGAGAAUCCAUAUGGUCCACCCCCGGAGGUCGCUGCAGCACUAGGUAGUCUCAAGUUCCCCUAUGUGUACCCUGAUCCUGAAAGCCGCCAAUUGCGUGCUGCCCUUGCUGAAGAUUCUGGACUUGAAUCUGAUUACAUACUUGCUGGAUGUGGCGCAGAUGAACUAAUUGAUUUAAUUAUGAGAUGUGUGCUUGAACCAGGCGACAAAAUUGUUGAUUGCCCUCCAACAUUCACAAUGUAUGAGUUCGACGCUUCAGUCAAUGGUGCACUUGUUAUCAAGGUUCCAAGACUGCCCGAUUUUUCCCUAGAUGUUGAUCUCAUUGUCGAAGUGGUUGAACAGGAAAUGCCAAAAUGCAUAUUUCUGACAUCCCCAAAUAAUCCAGAUGGCAGUGUAAUCAAUGAUGAGGAUCUUUUAAAGAUACUUGAUCUCCCAAUACUUGUAGUGCUGGAUGAAGCUUAUAUUGAGUUUUCAAGCCUUCAGUCAAGAAUGGCAUGGGUUAAGAAGCAUGAUAAUUUGAUUGUUCUCCGAACAUUUAGCAAACGGGCAGGUUUAGCUGGUCUUCGUGUGGGUUAUGGUGCAUUUCCUCUGAGCAUUAUCGAGUAUUUGUGGCGGGCCAAGCAGCCCUAUAAUGUUUCUGUGGCCGCAGAAGUUUCAGCAUGUGCAGCUUUACAGAAUCCAACUUAUCUGGAGAAUGUGAAAAAUUUACUGGUAAAAGAAAGGGAGAGGUUGUUUAAUCUUCUCAAGGGAAUACCAUUCCUGAAGCCAUUUCCCAGUCAUUCUAACUUCAUUCUCUGCGAGGUCACGUCAGGAAAGGAUGCAAAGAAAAUAAAGGAAGACCUUGCGAAGAUGGGAGUGAUGAUCCGCCACUAUGACAAGAAGGAACUGAAAGGCUAUAUUCGUAUCUCGGUUGGGAAACCCGAGCACACUGAUGCACUAAUGAAGGGCCUGAAUGCACUUCGAUUGUGAGAGCUUUUGCACACGAUCAAGCUUUUGCACACUAUCAAGCUUUUGCACACCAUCACAUCAAUGUAAACAGUGUAUUCCUUUGCGGAUAUAUAUCCGUCAGGCUGGAUGCAGUCUAUAAGAGGAGAUUGCAUCACUCCAACGCAUGUGAAGCCCAAACAGACAAGGGUCAUGUGGGUUUCACUAUCCUUUUGUUUAGCAAGUUGAAGUCUGUUUUUGUUAUUCAGUGGCAUAACAGCUAUUCACAAGAUUAUCUUGUUCAGAACAAGUGUAGCAGUUGAAUUCCUGGUAGGUGGUUUCUGAUGUUGGGUUGAGACUUGAGAGAACUGAACAUUGUGUAGGUAUAAAUAAAGGCCAACAUAGCAAUGCUGUUGUCUUAGUACUUGUAUCAAAGGUCAUUCAGUCGUUGCAAAUUUCGACCAAAUAAAGGGAUGAAAUGAAAGCUUGG